This is a messenger RNA of Ciona intestinalis (vase tunicate), 1177 nucleotides long. RefSeq lists its product as uncharacterized. The record is from RefSeq and is a predicted model, not a curated record. NCBI's taxonomy places the organism in Eukaryota, Metazoa, Chordata, Ascidiacea, Phlebobranchia, Cionidae. Gene Ontology annotation, molecular function: protein binding. Gene Ontology annotation, cellular component: Cdc73/Paf1 complex.
UUAUUAGGUCUUUAGUAUCUUGAAUAACUGUGCUGCAUAACAGCUACCAUGAGCACACAGUAUAGUGUCCUAUUCAAGCAAGAGCAGGCGCACGACGAGGAUAUAUGGUGCUGUGCCUGGGGAAAAAGUGAAAAGGAUGGAACAGAACACAUCGUCACAGGUUCACUUGAUGAUAAAGUAAAAUGCUGGAAAUGGGUUGAUGAACAAUUGGAACUAAAGUGGAUAUUAGAAGGCCACCAGUUGGGCAUUGUGUCUGUGGACAUUAACAGCUCUGGUACAAUAGCAGCAUCUAGUUCUUUGGAUGCACAUAUACGACUUUGGGAUUUAGACUCCGGAAAACAGCUUCGAGCCAUUGAUGGGGGGACAGUUGAAACAUGGACUGUUGCAUUUUCACCAGAUGGAAAUCAUAUUGCGACCGGGGGUCAGAGUGGACAGAUAUUGGUAAUCAAUGUGGACGACGGUCGCACUGAAUUCAAACUGGAUACAAGAGGAAAAUUCACCUUAAGCAUCGCGUAUAGUGACAAUGGGAAAUAUGUUGCAUGUGGUGCCAUGGACGGUAUCAUCAAAGUUUUUGAUGUUGCUAGCCAGCGGUUGCUACACACACUAGAAGGCCAUGCAAUGCCCAUACGUUCACUUGCAUUUUCACCGGAUUCCCAUCGGCUCGUUACUGCUUCAGAUGACGGACAAAUAAAGGUUUACGAUGUUAAAAAUGCAACAUUCAUUCAAACCCUUAGUGGUCAUUCCUCAUGGGUGCAUGGGGUGGCAUUCUGUCAUAAUAACUUGCAUUUUGCCUCAUGCUCAGCCGAUAAAACGGUAAAAAUAUGGGAUGUGUCUUCCCAUCAGUGUGUUAACACAUUUUACGAUCACAGAGACCAAGUCUGGUCUUGUUGCUAUAACAACAAUGGCUCUAAGUUGGUGUCUGUUUCAGAUGACAAAGCUAUUCAUAUUUAUGAUUGCCCUAUUUAAUCCUUAACAUUGCUUUUUAGUUCUUCGUGUAGUUUAUUUUAAUGAUCAUUAUAAGAAAUUUUGUAAUAGUUCUUGCAACUUCUUGGUGUAAAAGCAUUAAAAUGUUGAACAUGAGUUUAAAGCGUGCACAUGUGAUGAUUUUUAGCAUUUCAUGUAAAACUCUAAAUUUUCAUAGGCCUACCAAUUAAAAUUCCGUUUAAUACUUUUUAGA